AUGGGGAGGGGGGGUGCAGGGAAGCUGGAGCAUGGUGCAGGGAAGCUGGAGCAUGGUGCAGGGAAGCUGGAGCAUGGUGCAGGGAAGCUGGAGCAUGGCGCAGGGAAGCUGGAGCAUGGUGCAGGGAAGCUGGAGCAUGGCGCAGGGAAGCUGGAGCAUGGUGCAGGGAAGCUGGAGCAUGGCGCAGGGAAGCUGGAGCAUGGUGCAGGGAAGCUGGAGCAUGGUGCAGGGAAGCUGGAGCAUGGUGCAGGGAAGCUGGAGCAUGGCGCAGGGAAGCUGGAGCAUGGUGCAGGGAAGCUGGGGCAUGGUGCAGGGAAGCUGGAGCAUGGUGCAGGGAAGCUGGAGCAUGGCGCAGGGAGGCUGACGGGCAGGCAUGCGGCAUGGGAUGGCACACCUGGUCGUCAACGACAGUCUCGACAUGGAAGACGUCGGUGUGCUUCUGCAUCAUGCGCCCGAUGCGGUGGAACGACCUGUGCAGCGCACUGCGCGCCGGGUCAAACAGCGACCUGCCAGCCAGCCAUGUGCACACAGCGCACAGAUGAGGACUCAGCAGCAUGCAAGCUGUUGCCCAUGGCUGGAAUGCCCGACUAG
Closterium sp. NIES-65 is the source of this 591-nucleotide messenger RNA. Lineage: Eukaryota; Viridiplantae; Streptophyta; Zygnematophyceae; Desmidiales; Closteriaceae. The record is from the annotation of a GenBank genome assembly.